UCGCAUUGCUCAUACGCCACGUUCGCCGAGAAUCUAUGUAUGUUAUAUUUAGAAAACGCAUAUGACGCUGCAGAUGACCAAUUAAAUUUUUGUAUAAUUCAUAUUUCACGACUUUUUUAUGUCACUCAUGCACCGGAAAUACCCCUGUGCCUGUCAUUUCAAUGUUUCUUUUUUAUAUAUUGGGAUUUUUGGGAUUCUUUUCUGCAUUCAGUCGCAAUGGAUCAGUGGACGGGUGUGCAUCGAGCGUUUAUAAUACGCGCCUAUUAUAGAAAUAACGAUUCCAUAAGCAGUGCCCAAAGAAUGUUCAAGAAACACUUUAGCAUUUAUCAGGUGCCACCCACGAAUGUCAUCAAGUCCUGGCUAAGACAUUUUGAAUGUACCGGCUCCUCGCAAGGCGGCAGUUGCAUCUCGCGUUCCUCCAUUCCUCAAAUCUUCUGCACAAUCUGCAAUCAGUGCUUGAGUAAUGAGAAGAACUUCAACAGCUCCGUGAAAUAGUCCAAUUUAGUAUAGAAAAUUA
Messenger RNA from Drosophila albomicans, 517 nucleotides. RefSeq lists its product as uncharacterized. Lineage: Eukaryota; Metazoa; Arthropoda; Insecta; Diptera; Drosophilidae. The transcript has 2 exons. The record is from RefSeq and is a predicted model, not a curated record. The coding region runs from base 40 to 495 and encodes 151 amino acids.